Molecule: messenger RNA, 2415 nt
Organism: Stylonychia lemnae
Lineage: Eukaryota; Ciliophora; Spirotrichea; Sporadotrichida; Oxytrichidae
Source: the annotation of a GenBank genome assembly
AUGAGUGUAGGAGGAGAUUACUAGCAAGAUGACUUCAAUGAUAUUGCCGAUGACACUAAUACCAUUAGAAGUGACCCCAUAUUCAGGGAUAAUUACGAUAAUUUGUUGACUAAGUCACCCAAUCACAAUCAAAACAAUAAAGCCAAAGCACUUUAGGAAAAUUCUCCUGAAGCCUAGGACCUUUUUGAAGAUAAUCAAUCGACAAUUCCUUAAAUUCCAUUGAUCUAGAAAUAACAAUUACCGUAGCCUGAAGAAAAAAAGGAGGAGAAAGUCGUUAGCAAAGUUAGAUCCAAACUUGAGGAAUAUAUGACCAAGAAAGCAGGUUUGAACAUUUAGAAGAUAUCUUCAUACAAAAAAUUAUAAAAUCGUAGCAACAAUUUGAGUAAUGUGAAUUCCAGUCUAAAUUUGGAUAUCUCAUAAAUUAAAGGAGAUGCAUAAAGAAUCCUAAAUGAUAACAGACAAUCAAAAAAUUAAAUUCAUGAAAUAGAGGUGACUUAUCUAGAAGAUGGGAAGAUUCAAUACCAAGAUGCAAAUGGAAAUGUGCAUGAAUAUCUUGACGAAAAAGCGGAAGUUAUAUUCCCCUAUCAAAGCCCAAUGAUCGGUAAGCCAUAGUCGAACCCAGAAGUUAUGGGGAGAAAUGGAGGACUGGACAAAAACUAUAGAUCAUCUCCAGGCUUUUUUAAUGGAUAAACAAAAGGAGGACAUUAAAGAUUGUUUUCAAACUCCCCAAGUGCAGAUGCCAAAAUAUCCUCACGAUAUAUGAAUGUGAAUCAAAAGUAAGCUGGCAGAAGAAUGAUUUCAAGCAUAUCUGAUAUCAAGGGUCAUCCAUUUAAAGUAAUUGAUAUAGCAAUCUAAGAUGCAAAAAUGGUAUUGAUUGAGUCUACUUCUGAAUUUUAAAUACAUGGAGCUUAUGCCCUUAAGGAGUAUUAUAUUUAAUAGCAGAAGAGGCAAGAUAAUUCUAAUACCAAUUAGUCCUAAAUUCUUAAGAAUGAGGACCUAUGGAAUAACGUCUAAGAGGUAGAUGCCGAGCGAGCCAUAGUUAAGCUAAAAAGUAGCAUCAAUAUUAUGAGAAAUGCUAUUAAUUUCGCAGAAGCUGAGUACUUCAAACUUAUGAAGAAUCAGAAUGUUUAAAUGUUUAACAGGAAGGGAAAUAUGGUUUCAUAAAAUACCUCUUUAGGGUUCAAUGGAAAAGCCGGCUCUGAUGAUCACAACUCUAGAAUCACUUACAAUAAGGAUAUCAUUCUUGGUCGAAAAUAAAUUGAGAAAAAGAAUCAUGAGGAGUUGUAUCUUAAACUUUUAAGGAGACACCAAAUUAUUACCUAAAAAGACUAUCUAUAUUAGCUUCAAACUGAUAUCGAAUUUGAAGAGAGAUCAAUCAAGGAGCUAAAUAGUAUAAGAAAAGGCAUCUCCAAAGACUAGCAAGUGAUUGAUAAAACUCUAGUCACUAAGAUUCAUAAGUCUGAGAGCUUUUAAAUAGCUAAGAUUUAAGAACUGAUCUCACUAAAUGAACUUUAUAACAAGAAAAUUGCAUCUUUGAAAGAUUUGAUAUAGAAAUCGAAAACAUUAAAAGAAACACAGGAAAGACAAAGAGAUGAAGCCAGAACAAAGGAAAAUUAGCUUAAAGAUAAAGCUAUAAAUAUUGGGAUAGAUAUCAACAAUAUAUAGGAUAAUAUCGAAGUAGUAGAGGAGACUAAAUCGAUGAUAGUAGAUACGAAGUAGCUUAAAGUAUAGAUCCAAACUUAGCAAGGCAAUCAGAGAAAGGCUCAUUAGGAAAUAAAGAAGAAGAAUGAGAUGUUCUAAGACUUGCUCAAGGCUUAUGCUGAAAAUGAGGACUAUAUGACUGAAAAGAGGAAGAGGGCAACCUAUUUGUAAAACUAAAUAGAAAAUUUGAUCAAAUAAAUCAAUGAUGCAAAGACCACUAGUUUUGAUCAGCAGACUAUUUAUAAUAUGGCAUAGAUAAAAGCGAAGGUGAGACAAAUUGGGCAAAAAGUUACUACAAUUAAUCAGGAAUAGGCUGAAGGCAAAAAUGGAAGAAAGUAACUUUAGAUUAGCAAAUCGAUUACUUUUAGCCCAAGAUACUAUUAAGAGGAUAGAAACUAAUCUUUGCCAUUAGUAAUACCUAUGAGCGAAAAAAUUCAAACAAUGUUCAACUUUAAUAGCAGAAAUGAUUAGAUGGAGUUAAAAGAAGAAGAUGAAAGUCUAAUUCAAAAUAAUAAUCAAACUUUGGACUUGACUAACAUUGAAAAUCAACAGAAUUAAACGAACUAUACUGAUAACUUUAACCCUGUUAAUGAUGGUACUAAAAUGAAUGGUGAUUGUGAUGAUGAUUAAACUAGUCCCAAAGGAGGAAUGCAUUAAAUGCCACCUUCAAAUGCAGUCUUCACUAAGCCUUUAUUCCCUAAGGUGAGAAGAUGA